Molecule: messenger RNA, 1610 nt
Organism: Bufo bufo (common toad)
Lineage: Eukaryota; Metazoa; Chordata; Amphibia; Anura; Bufonidae
Product: glutamine synthetase
Exons: 6
Coding region: 1-1125 (374 amino acids)
Cellular component (GO): cytoplasm
Molecular function (GO): glutamine synthetase activity
Source: RefSeq, a predicted model, not a curated record
AUGUCUGUGUCACACAGUUCCAGACUCAACAAGGGGGUGCUAGAGCACUACAUGAGGCUGCCCCAGGGGGAUAUGGUCCAGGUUACGUACAUCUGGAUUGAUGGAACUGGAGAAGGUGUCCGCUGCAAGACAAAGACCUUGGACUACGAACCCAAAUCUGUUGAAGAGAUCCCAGAAUGGAAUUUUGAUGGGUCAAGUACUUACCAAGCUGAAGGUUCCAACAGUGACAUGUACCUCGUCCCCGUGAAGAUGUUCAGAGACCCAUUCUGCCUUGACCCCAACAAGCUGGUCAUGUGUGAAGUCCUAAAAUACAACCGGAAACCAGCAGAAAACAACCUGCGUCACACAUGUAAGAAGAUUAUGGACAUGGUAUCUGACCACAUCCCGUGGUUUGGCAUGGAGCAAGAAUACACCUUACUUGGAAUCAAUGGACACCCAUAUGGAUGGCCUGAUCAUGGCUUCCCUGGACCACAAGGACCUUACUAUUGUGGUGUUGGAGCUGACAAGGUAUAUGGCCGAGAUAUUGUGAGGAGUCAUUACAAGGCCUGUCUGUAUGCUGGAGUCAAAAUCUGUGGAACAAAUGCAGAAGUUAUGCCAUCCCAGUGGGAGUUCCAGGUUGGCCCUUGUGAAGGCAUAGACAUGGGUGACCAUCUGUGGAUGUCUCGAUUCAUUCUCGAUACAGUAUGUGAAGAUUUUGGUGUGGUGGCAACCCUUGACCCCAAACCCAUGACUGGAAACUGGAACGGAGCUGGAUGUCAUACAAACUACAGCACUGCAGAGAUGAGGAAGGAGGGUGGCCUAAAACACAUAGAAGAUGCCAUUGAGAAACUGGGUAAGCGCCAUAAUUACCACAUCUGCGUCUACGACCCACGUGGAGGAAAGGAUAACUCUCGACGUCUGACCGGUCAGCAUGAAACCUCCAGCAUCCACGAGUUCUCAGCUGGUGUGGCGAACCGCGGCGCCAGUAUUAGAAUUCCCCGCCAGGUUGGACAGGAAGGACUCGGUUACUUUGAAGAUCGUCGGCCGGCUGCCAACUGUGACCCAUACGCUGUUACUGAAGCCCUUGUGAGGACAACCAUACUGAACGAGACUGGCAGUGAAACUAAAGACUACUGGAAAAAUUAACCUGGGGGCCGGAUCCGCAGCUAAUAUUCCAUCCAUAUGUCCUAAUUCUUCCGGAGUCUGUUUUUAAGAAAUGGUUUUAUUUUUGUCUACACUACUUGAUGUUUUUAUCUGAAGUGCCUUCCAGUUUGGAAGGGUAAAGGGGCAUUAACCCAACUGUGGAUGGAGGGCUGAAUAAUAUUCCGUUCCCAUAUUGACAGUACGGGUUUAUAUACGAAUCUGCCGCUGUACAAUGAGUGCCAUACUUAUGGCACUAGUGAUAACUAAUGUUCUAAACUGCAGGCAGUGUGAUGGGUUGGGGGGUUGAAUAACAAAAUCAAAGAUACCUCAAGAUGAGAUUGGGUCCCUAAACAGCUUAAGGGGCCAAUGAAUUGCAUGCCCUCUGGCCUGGGAGGGAUGGGGUCUUGGGUAUAAACCUAUGACUUUUUAUUAUGUGACUGUCAAUUUUUUUUAUUGAAUGAUUGAUUAAAGAAACCAGGUAUGUUUUA